Messenger RNA from Hibiscus syriacus, 705 nucleotides. RefSeq names its product ribonuclease 1-like. The coding region runs from base 112 to 705 and encodes 197 amino acids. Gene Ontology annotation, molecular function: RNA binding; ribonuclease T2 activity. Gene Ontology annotation, cellular component: extracellular region. Gene Ontology annotation, biological process: RNA catabolic process. NCBI's taxonomy places the organism in Eukaryota, Viridiplantae, Streptophyta, Magnoliopsida, Malvales, Malvaceae. The record is from RefSeq and is a predicted model, not a curated record. The transcript has 3 exons.
UUUACCCUUAAUAUCUUUCGUCUCUUUAAACGGUCACUGGGUUCAACGAAUCCGAUAAGUUUUUACAAAUUCGCUCUUCGAUGGCCGCGUGCGACAUGCCAUUUUCGUAAUAUGCACUGCCCGAAUCCUCUCCCGUCGCCUUACAAUAACAUGUUCACCAUCCAUGGUUUAUGGCCACAAGAUGCCAACGACGAUGAAAUAGACCCGUAUUCUUCCAAUCCGAAUUGUGCCGGCGGGGUGAUUCCCACGCCUCCUCAGGAUCUCCCGACAUAUUUAGAAUCAACCCCGAUCUAUCCACUCUUAGAUGUUCAAUGGCCGGACUUGAAUAACCCUAAUAACAAUGCUUCAAACUAUAUAUUUUGGGAGGAUGAAUGGUCAAAGCAUGGUCAAUGUUCUGAUUACCCAGCCAACCCUUAUAAUUACUUCGACUCUGCCGUACGACUUAGGCAUACCUUAACUCCAGAUUUCGGAUUUAAAAGCGGACAACGGUGGAAGUUAGACCAAAUUAUAUCUAAAAUUUCGGAUCAGAUAAAGUACAUGCCUGAAAUUGCUUGCAACAAAAACCCUAAAACUGGAAAUUUACAGUUGUGGGAGAUUCGUUUGUGUUUUAAAAGGCCUAAGGACAUGCAAAACUGUCCUAAUCCAACUGGUAAACCUGGAACCCUGUGUUAUAAUAAGUACCAGUCUCCUAUAUUUGUUCUCUAG